UAUUACAUUUAUUGAGGAAUGGCAACCCAAGCUUCACAACGCAAAGAGUACGCUGCAAGAUCCCAAGCUAGCAACAUUCUAGACGGAACACAACAGCCAGAUAUUCAGAAGCCAGGAAGACGUCUGCAGCAGCAAGCAGUGAGCGAUAUAUUCAGUGAAGAGGGAGACCCUAGCGCCAAGAAUUACGACAGAGCAGCUCCAUCUCUCGCUCCCUUCCUCACCGACAAUAACGCAGUGGAUACUCACGGCAGAUUGGGCGGAUAUGUUAACCAAUCAGACUCUUUAGUCUUCAAGGCAGGUGAAAUGCAACCCUACGAGAGUGAAUCAUACCAUCCAACAACAAAUGCUAAUGGUGAGAUUAUGUAUGUGGAAUCAGACGGAGCCGCUGAACAAGACGCCAAGUAUUGUGAGAACCAGAACGUAGCACAAGGACACAAGAAGAGGAACAUGGCCAGCAACAUAUUCGGAGAACAAGACGCCCCCACCUCGGCUGAUCCUCGCAAAGCUGCCUACGAUCGCAAGAACAUUUCUAAUGUAUUCUAGGAAAGCUGAAACUGCUGAGAUCUCAGUGUGAUCGCGUUAAAUGUGCUAUUUUAAUCUGUAAUAUAUUAAUAUUUAUUAUUUCUUCAACACUGGACUUGAAACAAACGCAUAUUUUUUGUUAAAUUUACAAAUUUUUAAAUUUGUGAAGGGCUGGUUACCCACAAUUCAGAUGUUUUUCAGUUUCUGGCGGAUUAUUUCUGUUAUUUAUUUAAACAAAUAAAUUGUCAUUAUUGACAAAUAAAUUGUCAUUAUUUUUCUGCUAUUUGAUCCAGAAUAUUGUUCAGAUUCACACAGAAUUCACACAGAAUAUACUUAUUGGUUUAUUGGACAAUUUUUGUUGUCCAGUGAUGAGAA
Molecule: messenger RNA, 897 nt
Organism: Bolinopsis microptera
Lineage: Eukaryota; Metazoa; Ctenophora; Tentaculata; Lobata; Bolinopsidae
Exons: 5
Coding region: 19-543 (174 amino acids)
Source: RefSeq, a predicted model, not a curated record